Messenger RNA from Labeo rohita (rohu), 1294 nucleotides. RefSeq names its product C-X-C chemokine receptor type 2-like. Lineage: Eukaryota; Metazoa; Chordata; Actinopteri; Cypriniformes; Cyprinidae. The coding region runs from base 1 to 888 and encodes 295 amino acids. The record is from RefSeq and is a predicted model, not a curated record. Gene Ontology annotation, biological process: immune response; G protein-coupled receptor signaling pathway. Gene Ontology annotation, molecular function: G protein-coupled receptor activity. The transcript has a single exon. Gene Ontology annotation, cellular component: membrane.
AUGGAGUACCUGAACAUUUCUAACAGCUCUCUGUUUGCCCAUACCUCAGAUGUAGCAUCCAGCACUGUUCUGGGAUUGUGCUGUGUGCUGGGUGUACCAGGUAAUAUAGCGGUGCUGGUCAUGCUCAUCCAACAUUUAAAGGAGGACAGUUUUACCCCAAAACUGAUGCUGAGUCUGGCUGUCUCGGAUCUACUGAGUCUGAUUUUUCUGCCUGUGUGGAUCUAUGCCCUCCUGAAUGGCUGGAUUUUUGGCCAAGGUCUGUGUAAGUUCUUUUCCUAUGUGGUGUACUGGAGCCUCUACAGUACUGUGCUUUCUGUCACCUUGUUGAGUUUGCAAAGGUACCUGCAGGUGCUGUAUCCACAGCGCUGGGCAAAACUUGGACAAAAGGGCCAAAAUGGGCUGAUUUUUGCAAUAUGGACAUCCAGUGGAGUUUUGGCUUCUUAUGCUCUUUAUUACCGAAACGCGAAAAAGAAGUAUGGGCGUUUACGCUGUUAUCAGGAUUAUACGAAUAAAGAAGAACAAAUUGUUGUCUUACUUGUCGAGACUCUAGUAAUGUUUGUUGUGCCUCUCUUCAGUCUGUUGUACUUCUACUGUCGACUUCAUCAACGGAUAAAUCAGUCAGCUUUCUUCAGAAGCCACAGGCUGAAAAAACUGGUCAUCAGAAUUGUAGUGGCCUUCUUCAUAUUCAGCACCCCCUGUAUGAUCAACAACUUGGUCUUAAUGGCAAUGCCACUCAAAUCGGCUGCCAGCAACAAUGUAACCGGAGCUCUUUUCUUUAUCAACAGUUGUGUGAACCCCUUUCUUUACGCCUUCUCAGCUCGAACGCUGCGAUGCAAAAGAAAACAGCAUUCAGACCAACCCCAACAAAAUCAGAAUGAAACUCAGUAAAACAUUUCUGAAGCAUUUUUCUAGCUUUUCUGAAGCAUUACUAUGCGUUUGCUUCUGAAGUGUGCCUAAAAGGAAAUGUUUAUAAAACUUUUCAUCAUCUUCUAUUUAUGUUUCCUUCACUUGUACCUGAAUAGAAUACUUCUCCAUUCCCAAAAUAUUAAAGUUAACAGCUAGGUAUUCCUGUAACAGGAAUGUGUAAGCCAACCAAGGAUAUCUUCUGCUUUUUGUAUUUUCAUUGUCUAAUGUAAAUGUUGUAAAAUGACCAAAAUCAAACUUUCUCUGCUGACCUUUCUAAACACCUACGAUAAAGGAACCUCAAACCCUACACACACACACACACACACACACACACACAAAGUAUGCCAGCAAAGACUUAUUCUUUUGUUUGUUUGUUGUUUAAAGUUAA